This is a messenger RNA of Rana temporaria (common frog), 9767 nucleotides long. RefSeq names its product C-Jun-amino-terminal kinase-interacting protein 4-like. Gene Ontology annotation, cellular component: cytoplasm. The record is from RefSeq and is a predicted model, not a curated record. Gene Ontology annotation, biological process: vesicle-mediated transport. NCBI's taxonomy places the organism in Eukaryota, Metazoa, Chordata, Amphibia, Anura, Ranidae. Gene Ontology annotation, molecular function: JUN kinase binding; signaling receptor complex adaptor activity; kinesin binding. The coding region runs from base 407 to 3625 and encodes 1072 amino acids. The transcript has 29 exons.
CGAGCGCAGUGUCACAGGAUCUGCAGAGAUCAGAUCGGGGGCCGGGGGAUCGGGACCGGAGGGGGGCGCUGUGUCCUCCAUGGCUGCCCGGAGCUGUCACACACUUCCCCAUUGUCCGAUCAUGAGGAACCUACCGGAGAUGUGCUGAGCCGGCCAAACUUUACAAGGAAGCUGGUGUGUGUGUCUAGAGAGGAUCGUCCGACACGCAGGGAUCAGCUGUCAUUGCUGGCAUCGUCCGAUCCCUGUGAACAGAACAAUGCUGGACACUCACACACCGAUAUGAUCAUCGAUACAACCACAGACAUCUACAGGGAUCGCCAUGGAUUUGGAAUCUUGUGGAUGUUUCUGAUCGCUCAGAGUACCAAUCCUAACCCAGGGGAUCACACGGUGGCUGCGUGAAGCUUCAAUGCCCAGAGAAUCUUCGUCAGAAUUGCGGCUAACCAUGGAUGAUAAACUGGAGGAGAUCUUUAUGGAUAAUAUGGAGGGAGGAAACUCCUUAGAAGUGUAUGAUGAGAUGGUCACGGCUCUGGCCGGUAGUAUUUAUUCUGAGUUGGAGAAACUGGUAGCAGCUUAUGGACAAGAGGCGGUCACAGGCCUGAUGCCCCUCAUGGUGUCGGUGUUGGAAAGUUUGGAAUCCACGUCUGGCAGGGCUCGGGAGAGAGAGGACCAACUGGAGCUACUGCAGGAAGAUAAUCAGAGGCUGCUGAUCCAAUAUGAAAGGGAACGCGAUGGACGCAAACGAGCUGAAGAGAGAUGUAUGGAAAUGGAAGAUGGUAUUGAACAGGAAAGAAAACUUUUCAAAGCCAAUAUGCUAAACGUAGAAGCCCAGACUAAAAAUAUGGAGACCAAGGCACGAAGCUGUGCUGACCAGAUUCUUAGUUUGGAGGAGCAGAAGGCACAGCUGAGCAAGGAACUGGCCUCACUUACCCAAGUCCAUGCCAAGGUAUUAAAGAGCUACAAAGAACUAAGGUACCAAAGAUCUCUUUCAUUAGAAGCUGCCCGACUUUCUGGUCGGAACACUCCCUUGCAGAGCAUAGAAAAGAAAAUGAUGCUAGAUUUCCAGGAAGCGCCAUCGUCUCUAGAGAGUGUCUCAGACAGUGGAGGACCAGAAAUCCCUAAUAAUGAAAAGGAAGUGACAAGGACCCUGCAAGAUCAACAGGUUCUGCCUGAAGAGAGUAAACCUGCCAGCACAGAGACCAGUUCUCCAACUUGCACAGACAUUUUGCCUAAUAAAGUGCCUGAGAAUAAUGACUCGCUGAAAGAUGAGCUGCAACCACAAGAUGGACUCGGAGAUAAAGACCCAGAGACCCCUAAGCCUGAAAUACUGUCGGUGGUUGAUGACAUCAUUAACUCCACCCCAGAACUGAAGCUGAAUUCUGAACCAUUGGAAGCAAGUUCCCCAAGAGCACAUUCAGAACUGGAGCCAAAUCAGGAACAACUGGAUCGUAACAAUGACUCCCUGUAUGCUGAGAUGUUUGGAACAAGCCCAGAAUGUAUUACAGAUGUGGAUGAGGGUGCUGACUUGCAAGGAGUUGGAGAUCAUGUAGAUGCUCUUAUGGUGGAGAAUGCACAGCUCAGAGACACACAGAGUGAAGUUGAUAUGGCUAGGAAGAGCUUGAUUGCGAGAGUUGAGGAGUUGACAGCAGAGAGGGAGACACUUAGACGUGAGGCCGAGAAUACAGGACAAAAUCUAUCGCGCUGUGAGUUCAGGAUGAGAGAGACAGAGCAGGAACUGCACAUGACUCGAAUGGAACUGGAUGAAGCAAGAAAGCUGUGCAGGGAAGAUGCGGAGGUUGAUAUUCCAGCAGCUCAAAGAAAGAGAUUCACCAGAGCGGAAAUGGCACGUGUGCUGAUGGAGAGGAACCAAUACAAAGAGAAGCUGAUGGAACUGCAAGAGGCAGUACGCAGGACAGAAAUGCUCAGGGCCUCCAAGGACGUUCAGGCUGUACAGAUGAAAAAAUCCUCUUUCUGGAAAGUAUUUGACAAAUUAUUUAGCCCGUCCAGCGGUCCACCAGGAAAAGCAGAAACGCCGCCACCAACUCCACCCACCUCUCUGCACAGAGCGCGCUCUACAUCCGCUGUUUACUCCAUGGGUCAGAUAAGCAGCGCUUCACGGAACCAGUCUGUCAGUUUUCGCACACACAACCCCUCACAUACGAAUGAUGAUGAUGCUGUACCAUUGAGAAGCAAGAAACAUGAACAUUACCGCCAGAUUCGCUCACACAUCUGGAAGGAGUAUGGGAGAGCGCAAAUUCAUGGCUGGAGUCUUCCUCCAACUUUAGCAAACAAGGGGGAAACGCAAGCAAAUAACGAGAUCAGCGAUGUUCCAGUUUUAGUACAACUGAGACUUUUGGAUCAAAAGGACCCAAGCACAAAACUCUGGUGUGCCACAGGAGCACCUGCAAUCAACCCAGCAAGCAAAGAAAACAAAGAUACUGCACACCCCAGCUUAGUGUGGAUAUGCUCAGGUACACAUUCUGUCAGUGAAGUCAUGGUGAUCGAUGCCAACUCCUCGAACCAUGUCAUGGAUCAGUUUGUGAUUCCCAAUACCCAUGUCCUCUGUGUAACCAGCGUGCCAGCCUAUAGGUUAGAAUGUUUAAAAGAGACUGAAGCAUGUGAAGAGGAGGGUCAGGAAUGUGUCAGAUGUGCCACCAUCUGGUUAGGGACACAAGAAGGGAGUUUAUUUAUUCAUUCUGCUGUAUCUGAUUGGAGGACCUGCCUACAAAAAGUUCAACUUAAAGAUGCCAUACACAGUAUUGUACAUACGGGUGACCGUGUAGUGGCAACAUUGGGUGAUGGCACACUUGCAAUAUUUAGUAGAAAUGCAGCUAGGAACUGGGAUUUGGACAAUCCAAAAGUUGUAGACUUGGGUAGACCUCAGCAGUCCAUUCGCUGUUCUGUGUCUAUACGAGGAGAGGUGUGGUGUGGCUACAGGAAUCGGAUAUAUGUUGUGGAUCCACGCACUGCCAAAGUGAAGCAAUGGUUUGAAGCAACUCCUCGCCCUGAAAGCCAAGUUCGGCAUAUUGCAGCUGCGGGGGAUGGUGUGUGGGUGUCUGUGCGGCUGGAUUCCAUUUUGCGUCUGUUUCAUGCCCAGACAGGACAACCUUUACAAGAGCUGGAACUGGAGCCGUUUAUACAAAGAAUGCUGGGUCCCAGCAGCUUUGGCAUGUCUAUGGCACAAGUCUCUGCACUGUCGGUAUUCUCUGGUCGUCUGUGGGUCGGGACUGCCUUUGGGGUAAUUGUCAGCAUUCCAUUUUGUAAAGGAUUGGAUGCUAAGUCAGAAGAAAUAAAUGAUGAAGAGAAAAGCUCCCAGGACUUUUCUCCCCAGAGAUCUCCAUACUGUACUGUGGAGUAUGCACAAGUCUCCUUUCAUGGUCAUCGAGAUGCUGUCAGGUUCUUUGCAUGUGUUCCAGGUUGCAUCAACCCUUCAGUACCAGUAGGUGGCAGUGAAAGUGCAGGAAAUCCCACUAUGUUAGUGAUGAGCGGUGGAGAAGGAUACAUCAACUUCAAGAUUGGUGAUGAAACUGGAGACACGGAUGAGGGUUAUGGCGACCUCCUAAUGGCAAACCCCAGAUGCAGACGAUCAGAAAGAAGCCAUCUAAUUGUGUGGCAGACACAGACUUGAGGAUGGAAGAUGGAUUCAUCAUUUGGACUAAACUGAUGACAUGAACUUGUUUUCUCUUGAGAAACCGGUUGUGGAUGUAUUUAUUUUUGGUGCCCACAGACACAGUGUAUUGUGGUUUUGAAGACUCUGGGAUCUUCUUUGUUUACUUUGGUUACAAAGUAUUUUGCCUUAUUGUACAUGGCUGACAUUCUGGGUUGAGUGCAAUGCGAAUCUCUAAGAUCCAAUGAAUUUGUGCAGUGCGUAUUAUUUAUCUGUCCCCAACUUAUCGGAGGCUUCUUCAUCUCAUGGACACUAAAAAUGCUGCAUUUAGGUAAUGUUUUCACUUUUUUGGUUGUUUUGUGUUGCUUUUGGCAUCUAAAAUAACAGGCUGGUUUUUAGAAAAACUGAGGAAAGAUGGAAGAAAUAUAAGGCAGUCUGUUUACAACUGUCCCUUUCAAAAUUGCACUGGAAGAAUACUGUCUCUAAUCUGAGAAUUUAAAAUUUUUCCACUUUUUAUAAAUCGGCUCCAGUGGUGGGCUGAAACCACAUAACAAUGCCAAUUAUUAGACAUUAUGGUUACUUUAAAACCGUAUGUAUUGCAUCAUGUCGGAGCUUGUAUAAUGGCAGCUAUAUCUGUCAUUUAAUGUCUUUAAAAUUCUUACUACUUGCACUGGUUCCAGGCUUUGAUCAGUUCUGUAUCUUUUUAAUGUACUAUUGUUUUACCAACACUGUUUAGCUAAAUGGUUGUCAAUGAACAGUGCCGUCCAGCAACUUCUCCCCAUCAGUGGUAUCCUGCCGAAAUAGACCUUGAAGGGAGGACCCAGUGUGCAUAUGGUACUCUGCAAAUUGGUCACAAUGGGUUGUAGCCACAUGCUCAGUUUUGGCCUGCUUCAUGGCCCCAUCACUGGAAUUGGCAUAUUCUCCCACCAGGCAAACCCACAUAUGUUUGUGAUCUCUCCUCGUGCCACUGCCUGUAAAGAUAAGCCAUGUCCCGCAUUUGACAAACACUGGAACUGUAUAUUUUCUCUUCUUAUAGGGGUUCCCAUACAGCAAGGUAAUAUCCUUGGCUAAUGUGACCCAUUAAUCAUGUAAUCAGCAGUCUGAUUUCAGUGGCAUUACCUUUUCCAGUAUCUUCUGCCAUGAAGUGCAGAAGACCCAGGCUGCUUAGUCUGACAUUCAGACAUCCUUUGCUAGUUAGUUGCUUGUUGGGUAUUACUCAAUAGCCUGUCUGAAAAAUACAGAUGGCUGCUACCAAAGUCAAGGUGUCUAGGUGGACAAGUAUGGGCACUGUACAGCUGUAUCCAAGUUAGGCCAAAUAGGUGAACAAAUCUGAUGGAUGACUGUGCAAACGAAUAACUACUCAUUGAUAUGGUUUCUAGCAAGAUAUGUAGUCCUGUGUUCUGUACACACAUGGUUAACAAAAUGCCCAUAUAUAGGAAACAAUCAAAGAUUCCAGUAGAUCCCACUGACCAGCCUUGCACUGGGUCCCAUCCCAAACACAGUCUGAAUUUACCUUACCUUUAGCCACGCUACCAACCAUUUACUAUCCAAUAUGCUGCUUUAGACACUUUUGCCUUGAGUAGAUUUUUUAACCCCAAACAUUGGGGUACAAAUCUGUGGAUUACAGUUGCCUAACCUGGCCUUCAUAUUUCAUUAGUAUAUGGAAAGUGUACGGCCAGAUUCAGCAGGACUUUCGGUAAGCCUUAUAAGGAUAGAUCUUCUGUCCAGACACUCGGUGCUGUUCAACCUCCCUGCUUCCCGAAUCCUGCAUUUAGAAUGUAUACAAUUCUGUCAACGUCCAGAAGAGUGCAUAUUUAAAAUAGCGUAAGCAUAGAAGGGGACUGCACAGUCACAUGGAAUACACCAAUACGUUUUCAGAUGCCUAAUGUUUGAAGCCCGAACUCUUUUCUUUAGACUGCGUUACUGGCCCUUUAGGGAUGGCAGGGCGGCUUAAUUGGUGUCACCCAGAGCCAGUGGAGGGAUGAGAAUUUCACUCACUGUGUUGGCAAGGUGUGUACUCAUUGCCUACUGGUUUCUAUGUUUUAGGCAUAGCAGCACUGUUUACAAGCCCUUAGAAGUUGAAGAUUGUAUUUUGAACAGUUUGCCUUAAUCUCUACAAGCGUAUGCCUAACAAAUAUCUGUUAGUUAUUUAUAUCUGUACACAACAAUGUGGAAAUUCUUUAUUCACUUGAAGGUAAUCCCAGGACUUUUGCUGCUAAGAUGUGACAUGCCUCAAGGCAAUAAAGUUUGUGUUUUUGUAAAUGUCAUCUCCAUCUAUGUGCAUUACCGAAAUCCUGGAACUUUGGUCUGCACACCUAAAUAGAAUUGGCACCAUGGAUCGACAUAUCCACCUUUAGUGCUGUUUGUGUUUUGUAGUGAACAUGAUCCACUUGUCACUAUGUAGAUGAAUAUUUGGCUCAUGUGCCAAGCACUUGCCCCUCUGGUUACUGCAGCAGCUGGUGCUAAUUUAAAGAUAUACCCACAGUAAUGUGCAUGGCAUCUUCUCACACUCAGGCAUCUGACAGAGGCCUGCAGCACCUGCAGAAGGAAAUGCUUGGCAUAUACCCUUUACUAGAUUGCUAGCCUGCAGGUGAGGUUAGUAAAGUCUACAUGUUAAUGCCUCUUCAUAUUUCUUUAGCUGGAACUUCUCAUUUUAAUGCACAAAGCCUCUUAAUACAGUAAUACAAAGGGAACCACGCCUCUGCAAAUUUAAACUUAAAAAUAUGUUCUGUUAAUUGGUAAGACAAAUUCCAUAAGUCCAGAUACAGUGAGAUUGCAGCUCUUAGGCCUUCAGAAAACAAGGAGGUGGUGUCCCUAAGUAUUGCUGCAUUGACAGGUCUGCAAAAACCCAUGUUAUACACAAUAAUUUCCCAUUAUGCUCCCUAAACCAAUAACUGUAUUUACCACUUCAUUUAUUGAAGCAUAGUACUGUAAUUAGAAUAUUCAUGGAACAAUGAUAUAUAUAUAGGUAAGAAUGGGGAAAAUGUAGGACCUCUAUCACGUUUUAGUUCCUGUCUGUGUUCUUACUGUCAAGAUUCAUUUUUAAAGCUCUCCCAGUGAUCAUUGUUAUUCAUAAGAAAACCAGUUACAACUAAAAGCUUUUGGAAUAGGAUGUAAUUUGAAAUCUUCCAAUUGGUCUUUGGGAUACAGUAUCUUCAACCCCACACCAUAUCGACAUUCAACCUUGUGUUCAGGGUGUUGUGGAAAUUAAUGGGUGGCACCAUGUUUAAUCAUUUGUACAUCCACAGCACACCAGUUUUGUGUUCCUUUAUUCAUGCUUAAUGGAAGAUGGAAAUUACACGCAACAUUUCAGAACCAGCUAUCGAGGGUCAUUUUGCCUUGCUGAAGGAACCCUGUGUGGUUUCAAAAUGUUGAAUUUGAUUUGCGACUUUUCUUAUGCACAAAUCAAUGAACGUUCUUCACCACUUUCUAGUGUAUCUCCAGGAUAGAGACAUUUACCCAGUGGGACACAGACAACACACAUAAUCUGACAGGGGUAUAGUGUAACCUUUCCUUACAUUGGUCGUACAUUCUAAUAUUUUCUUAUUCAAUUUCCUUUAGAUUUACCUUCAACUAUGUAGUGCAAGGGCCUGCCUGGUUGCAUACAAAUUGAAAGUAAUUAUGAUUGACCUCAUAUUAUAGGCAGUCCCGAGUUACGAAUGGGUUAGGGACUGUAGGUUUGUCCUUAAGUCGAAUAUGUUCGUAAGUCGGAAUAGCAUGCACAGAAUGGCAGAUUCGUCGUUUUCCGGUGUUCCGUUGAAAGUGCCCGCUGUUGAAAAGUGUCCGUGCAUGCGCAGAACGGCAGAUACAUAGUUUUUCGAUGUUCCGUCAAAUGUGCCUGCCAUCGAAAAUGUUUCCCGUCGAAUGUGCCCGCCGUCAAAAAGUGGCCACGCAGCCUCCCAUUCGUAAGUAGGAGUCGUUCACAAGUCGGAUGUUCGUUACUCAGAGACUCCCUGUAUAUUGUUUUGGUAAAUCUAAAGGAAAAUUGUAUAAUGUAUGGCCAGCCUUACUCUGCAAAAAAUAAAACACUGUGUCCGCAGCCUAAUGCACACAGUAUUCCCAGUAUAACUGCGACAUAUAAGCCUAGUGUUUAUCUCUAUGCAGUAGCACAAACUGCUAGGUUUACCAAUGUAGUGACCAGUUUCUCAGCGAAGCAGAGUGAAAGGUGAUAUUUGCUUUAUUCACUAAGACAUUUAUUACUCAAGUUGCUUGUUGAGUCGCUAUAGAAUAUCAAUCCUAGGAAAUCCAAAUUUCUAAAUGUUUAUUGAAUUGCCUAGUUGGUGGGGUAAGGAGGAUGGAGUUGAUUUUUAUAUUCUAAUCGCCUUAAUGUAAAUCUGUGGCCAGACUGUGCACAUUUAAGUAUUUACAUAUUGUUAAAGCAUAACUCCGAACAGAAAAGAACCCGUGCAGUGGUGCUCCCCCGCACUAAAAAGGUAAAAUGCUCAUUACGUCAAGGGCAUUACAGAACAGGCACACUUACCUGACUCCCCUGCUACUGCUGGCUCUGGUGCUGGGGAGAAAAGAGCUGCAGAUAUGCAUAGUGCUGGAUCGAAUGAGGGCUCAGGUAAGUAAAGGGUAGGGGGAGGGGGAAUACUGACACCUAAACAUUUUUACUUUAAUACAAGGAAUGCAUUAAAGUAAACAAAGUUUAGGCUUUACAACCACUUUAAGGAGCAUUUGACCCUUGAAUUGUAUGUGUGAGGAGGCAACUUCAAGGGUAUUUUUUUUUCUUGUGUCCAAAGUUGGGCAUUAAGAAGCCAUAAAUGAACUUUAAAACAAGACAAUACUGAUCUCUGCGGCUGCAGAUAUUCAAAUUCUCUAAGCAGUUCUGCUUCCCCUAAGCCUAACAUUAGAAUGGCAAAAGGCUGCAGAGUCAUUGCUGGAUAGGAAGAGCUGAGCUGCUGAGAAUGUCUUAAAUAAUUUUAGUGCUACUUCUGUUAAUCCUAACGAUUAAUUGCUCUACUGUGCCUGUAACUACAGGUGUAGGUUUGUUGGGGGGGAAGGGGGGGUUAAAGAUUUCUGCUUCUUAAGAAUAUGUAAAUGCUUGCAUGUCCAUAGCCUGACUACAGGUAAAUGCAUACGCUGCCAUGAUCUCUCUAUUCGAAAAUGCUAAGUCUUUGGGAAUCAUGUUGCUAUUGCUCCAAUAUUUUGGGGCGGUUUACCCAGGGCAGGUCUGGAAAAGCUGUAAAUCUGACUUCUGUGAUAAUCAUUUGUUGCUUGUUUCAGGUCUGUGACUUGAUGCAAGGGAAAGUUGGCAGCUAGCGCUUGCCAAGUGCAAUGGCAGAUACCAUAUUUUUCUUAUGACCUGUAUAUGUUAAAACUAAGCUAUCCCCUUGCCCAUCCAAAGCAAAGUGACCGUGUCUUUGGAACCCCCGGAACCCCUGAUUACUACCCUUGCCAUCACUACCUUGCUACUCCUGCCUGUGACAAUACCUGGGUACAACGGAGCGUUUGACCUCCUAUGUGACACUAAGCCAAUCGCUAGGCCCAAACACUGUCACAUAAUCCAGGGAGUUGUGUCACUGCUCCAUUUAGUGCCUGGCACCAGCUGUAACAGAUGCAGGAGUGACAAGGGGCACAUGCCUAGUUGAGUAUCUGGCUGUGGGGGGGCUAUUUAUAAAAAAAAACUGUCAUGCUCUGAAUGUACAAGAUGGCAAUUUAUUUUUAAACUAAGGAGUUUAGAAAGCUUUAGAUUUGCAAAAACAGCACAGUUGGGAUGCACAUCUGACCUCACCGUUGAAUUCAUUGUUUGGUUUUAUUUUCAUUUUCUGUAUAAAAUCUAUUAUUGUGUUAAUCAAGAAAGUAAAACUAUUUUGUUCAAUGCAGAGCAGUAAAUUCAUGACAGUAACUUAUUUUUAUAAACAGAAGUAUAUGUUUUAUUAUGUAAACCUGAGAGAUAUGAUUUACUGUAUGUGAUUUAUUAUAUCCUUUGGGAGCUGAUGGACAUUGCAUUGUGUUGGUAAUACAUUCAGAAUUUUCCAACAAUCUGAUUACUUUCCAUCAGCAUAUAGAACAAACAAAAUGUAUUAUUGUAUUAUUUUUUUAAUGAAUAUUUUCUUUUAUGUUUUGGACAUUGUGGGAUUUUUGAUUGAGACAAUUUAAUAGUAGUUCUUAAAUUAAUUGUAAUAAAUGGAAUUGUAUGUACUUAACACGUUUAGUAAAA